Messenger RNA from Symbiodinium pilosum, 256 nucleotides. The record is from the annotation of a GenBank genome assembly. NCBI's taxonomy places the organism in Eukaryota, Dinophyceae, Suessiales, Symbiodiniaceae.
GUUGGAGAGGCAGUUCGACAUUGACGACGCAGCCGCCAAAGUCAUCAUGCCAAACGAUCUGACUACUGCGAUGAAAACAGCAAGGAAGGCGGUCUCUCAACUGCCGACCCAACUCAACACGGAAGAGCUCGAAGAGGUAAUAGUGGAGCUUCGGCGUAUCCAUCAAAUGCUCUUCGAAAGAGACAGAGGCCCUAGGACAUCUUUCCAGGGCAAGCACCAGGCUUUUCAGCCAGUGAUCUCCUGGAAAGCAUUUCAG